Fusarium fujikuroi IMI 58289 is the source of this 1560-nucleotide messenger RNA. Its product is annotated as related to allantoate permease. Lineage: Eukaryota; Fungi; Ascomycota; Sordariomycetes; Hypocreales; Nectriaceae. Gene Ontology annotation, biological process: transmembrane transport. Gene Ontology annotation, molecular function: transmembrane transporter activity. The record is from RefSeq and is a predicted model, not a curated record. Gene Ontology annotation, cellular component: membrane. The coding region runs from base 1 to 1560 and encodes 519 amino acids. The transcript is spliced from 7 exons.
AUGGUUAAAGCAACCGAGGUACAGCAUAGUGAUUCCAUCACUCCUGCUGAGGCAACUGCCAAUCAUGGUCAAAAAACCGCAACCGCAGAUCUUGAGACUGCCAACUAUGCCCAAGAUGCCCCGAUCGAAAUUGACGACAAGACAAACAAGGAGCUUUUCUGGACUGUAAACAGGCGCAUCCUAGCUUGCAUGCUCGGAACAUACUUCUGCCAAUCUUUGGACAAGGGCACGCUUGGCUUUUCGUCUGUCAUGGGUAUCCAGGAAGAUGCCAAUCUCCACGGACAGCAGUUCUCAUGGCUAGGAACAAUCCUCUACAUGGGAGUUCUCGUCGGCGAAUAUCCUACCAACUUUCUGCUUCAAAAGCUACCUGUUGCCAAGUACUUGGCGACCAACGUCUUCUGUUGGGGGGUUGUGAUUGCCUGUUCUGCGGCUGCUAAGAACUUUGCAAGCCUCAUGGUAGUUCGCUUUCUUUUGGGUAUGUUUGAGUCAUGCGUUCAGCCGGCCUUUAUCAUCAUGACGAGUAUGUGGUACACAAAGCGGGAACAAAGUAUCUUGACAUCUCUCUGGUACUGCAUGACUGGAGUUCAGCUCAUGGUUGGUGGCAUCAUUGCAUGGGGAGUGUCUCACUACAAGGAUGGAGUCAUCUAUCCUUGGCAACUACUGUUCCUCGUCCUUGGACUACUCACCUGUGUCUGGGGCGUGUUCAUCGGUUGGUGGCUGCCCGAUUCUCCCAUGAAAGCAAAGUGCUUCAACGAAGACCAGAAGCGGCUCAUGGUUGAGCGUGUUCGUGCCAACGAGACCGGUAUCCAGAACAAAUCUUACAAGCGGUAUCAGGCCAUCGAAGCAGCCACGGAUCCCAUUGUUUGGUGCUAUGUUAUGCUCCAACUCACCUCUACUCUGAUCAUCGGCGGUCUGGGUGUCUUCUCGAAUCUCAUCAUUUCCUUCUUCGGAUUCACCUAUCUCCAGACCCAGCUUCUCAACAUUGCCCAGGGUGCUGUGACAAUCGUAGUCAUGGUCGGAAGCGCCACACUUGCAACAGCCACGGGGCAGACUGCAUGGGUGAUGCACGCGUGGACAAUCCCUCCUAUCAUUGGAACUGCCAUCAUCUACAGCAUACCUCCGACAUCUUCGAACCGCGUCGGUCUACUCAUCGCCUUUUACUGUACACAAUUCUAUCUCGCCGAGGGAAACCUGAUCUUUUCCCUGAUCUCUCGCAACAUUGCCGGCCAGACAAAGAAGUCUACCACGCUGGCCAUCACCUUCGUGGCUUGGGCUGCUGGUAACAUGACCGCCCCACAGAUCUUCCAAAAAUCUGAUUCGCCUCGUUAUGAGAAAGGGUUUACAGCGCAUUUCUGUCUAUACGUUCUCUUCAACAUUUUCCUUGUCAUCCUUCGGCUCUUGUUGGUUCGCCGUAAUGCCAACAAGAGAAAGGCGGCUCUGGAAGCGUCUCCUGCAGUCGAUGAUAGUGGCAAGCAAACUGAGAGUGACCAGUUGGGACACCUGAAUGCCUUCGCAGAUUUGACAGAUAAGGAGAAUCCUGACUUCAGGUACGACUUCUGA